Messenger RNA from Rana temporaria (common frog), 995 nucleotides. Its product is annotated as annexin A1-like. Gene Ontology annotation, biological process: prostate gland development; positive regulation of vesicle fusion; positive regulation of interleukin-2 production. Gene Ontology annotation, molecular function: phospholipase A2 inhibitor activity; calcium-dependent phospholipid binding; cadherin binding involved in cell-cell adhesion. The record is from RefSeq and is a predicted model, not a curated record. NCBI's taxonomy places the organism in Eukaryota, Metazoa, Chordata, Amphibia, Anura, Ranidae. Gene Ontology annotation, cellular component: cytoplasm; plasma membrane.
GUUGAUGAGGCAACUAUCACCGCUAUUUUGACCAAAAGAACUAAUGCACAGCGCCAAGUCAUUAAGGCUGCUUACCAAAGUACAACAGGAAAGCCUCUGGACGAAGCUCUAAAGAAAGCUCUUUCUGGCCAUUAUGAGGAGGUUGUUUUGGCCUUGCUGAAAACCCCAGCACAAUAUGAUGCAAGGAGCUGAAAUUUGCCACCAAGGGAUUGGAACUGAUGAGGAUACACUGAUUGAAAUUUUGGCAUCAAGAAAGCAGGAGAUCAAAGACAUAAAGAUAGCCUACAAAGAACACUUUAAGACUGACUUGGCAAAAGAUAUCACUUCAGAUACAUCUGGUCAUUUCCAAAAGGGUCUGCUUGCCCUUUUAGAGGCUUCUCGAAGUGAAGAUGCCCGUGUGAAUGAUGAACUUGUUGAUAAUGAUGCCAGGGCUCUCUUUGAAGCUGGUGAACAAAAAAAAAAGGCAGAUGUGCCUGUUCUCAUCAACAUAUUGACUAGUCGCAGCUUUGCCCAUCUCCAGAAAGUUUUCCAGAGGUACACAACAUAUAGUAAGCAUGAUGUCGGCAAAGCAUUGGAUCUGGAGCUUAAAGGAGAUAUUGAAAAACUUCUUGUAGCCAUUGUGAAAGUUGCUUCAUGCAGAUCUGCUUUCUUCGCAGAAAGGCUUAAUUUGGCAAUGAAGGGUUCUGGAACCAAAGAUAGAGUUUUGAUUCGAAAUGUUGUGUCCCAUUCAGAAAAUGUAAUGAGUGACAUCAGGGUCCAAUAUAAGAGGAUGUUUAAUAAAGCCCUGCGCCAGGCCGUUUUGGAUGAAUGCAAAGGAGAUUAUCAAGCCAUAUUGUUGGCACUUAUUGGAGGAGCUUAAAUGUUUGACCAAUUCAAAGCAAAAGUUGUAAAACUAUUAAAGCUGAUGAACCUAGUGACCACCGGGAUAAUUAUGUGUAUCCUCAAUAUCUCAAUGACAAUUGAUAUUCCAUUGCAAUAAAAUUGAUUACACACAU